AUGGAGCUAGGAAACCAAACACAUAUUUCAGAAUUCAUCCUUUUGGGACUCUCAAAAGAGGCAAAGUUGCAGCCCACCCUCUUUGGACUGUUUCUCUCCAUGUACCUAGUCACCUUCACUGGGAACCUGCUUAUCAUCAUGACCAUUGUCAUGAACUCCCACCUUCACACCCCCAUGUAUUUUUUCCUCUCCAACCUUUCUUUUGCAGACAUUUGUUUCACCACAACCACUGUACCAAAAAUGCUGGUGAACAUUUACAUGCAGAAUAAAGUCAUUACCUACGAAGGUUGCAUCACCCAAAGCUGCUUUUUCAUGCUUUUUGGAUACCUAGACAGUUUCCUCUUGACGGUGAUGGCCUAUGACCGGUUUGUGGCCAUCUGUCACCCACUGCACUACACAGUCAUCAUGAACCCCAAGUUCUGUGGCCUUAUGCUUUUGGCAUCCUGGCUAUUUAGUAUUCUAAAUGCUUUAUUACAAAGCUUAAUGGUUUUGCGACUAUCUUUUUGUUCAAAACUGGAAAUCUCCCAUUUUACCUGUGAAAUUAAUCAAGUACUCCAACUUGCUUGUUCUGACACUUUCCUCAACGACUUAGUGAUGUAUCUUGCAACUGGACUUUUUGGUGUUUUUCCACUCACUGGGAUCCUCUUGUCUUACAUUAAGAUUGUAUCCUCCAUUAUGAAAAUUUCAUCAGCUGGGAGCAAGUCUAAAGCCUUUUCCACUUGUGGGUCUCACCUCUCAGUCAUUUCCUUGUUCUAUGGUACAGCUCUUGGAGUUUAUCUUAGUUCUGCAGUCACCCCAAUUUCCCGGGCCACUGCAAUAGCCUCGGUGAUGUACUCUGUGGUCACACCCAUGCUGAACCCCUUUAUCUACAGUCUUAGAAAUAAGGACAUAAUGCAGGGCCUAAGACAACUUUUUAACUGA
Molecule: messenger RNA, 921 nt
Organism: Chrysochloris asiatica (Cape golden mole)
Lineage: Eukaryota; Metazoa; Chordata; Mammalia; Afrosoricida; Chrysochloridae
Product: olfactory receptor 7C1-like
Exons: 1
Coding region: 1-921 (306 amino acids)
Biological process (GO): G protein-coupled receptor signaling pathway
Cellular component (GO): membrane
Molecular function (GO): olfactory receptor activity; G protein-coupled receptor activity
Source: RefSeq, a predicted model, not a curated record